Molecule: messenger RNA, 478 nt
Organism: Colletotrichum phormii
Lineage: Eukaryota; Fungi; Ascomycota; Sordariomycetes; Glomerellales; Glomerellaceae
Exons: 1
Source: RefSeq, a predicted model, not a curated record
CAUGAAGCGACAACACGUCGCCCUGCCGGGCCUGAAAUCCCUGGCCGCCGCCAUCCUCGUCGCCCGCGUCGCCGAGGGCGCAAAGACCUACUGCGCCAACCAAAACAACGUCGUCGCGGCGGACACCAACUGCGACGGCACGAAGCCUGCCGACACCUUUUUCAUGUUCUUCAGCGAAGAAGACUCCAUCCCGCUCGGCGGCGCCGUCGACCCUCUCAAGACGGACCUGUAUGACAGCGCCGACCCGGUCGAGCGACAGAAUGCCAGGUUUCCUUUCGAAGUUGAUGAGGCCAAGUUCGAGACUAGAGACAUGGAGUCUGGCGGAUUCGGCAGGCGAGCUUGUGGAGGUAAUGGUGGUGGCUAAAGUGGCAUUCUUCUGGGAGAGGAACAGUGAAUAUUUUUUUGAAGGUCUUAGGGUUCAUAUUAUACCACAAUACAGUCAAUCUCAUCAAAGGCUCAGGAACCCUCUUGCUCGUUU